GCUGGAAGCCGCGGCUCAAUCAGUCACAUGACACAACCGGAGGCAGAGACCUAGAGAAACAGCCACAGCGUCUCAGCCUCGCUCCGCCAUUCUCUCUUUUGAGCCAUAUCACAUUUUUAUCGCCACAUUUUACUCCCCGCUCGGUGAGUACAUUUCCAAUGGCUUUUUUUUUGUAAGCAUUUUUUUGUCUUUUUAAUUGCCCUCCCCGUUUUUUUUUAUUUUUCCUCCUUUUGCUGGUGUUUGAAUUGAGCAGUGACAUGGUGGUUUUCAGCGUUUUUGAUUCUCAAGUUUUUAGCAUGUUAUUCUGAUCCGGUGCCAGGAGGGUGCACGGGGGCUUGAUCGGUCUUCACGAGGCUUUUACUUGCUUGCAGUUUUGUUUCGAGGGUCGAAACCAAGCAGGUUUUGUCAGUGUUGAGAUUUUUCAACAUUUAUUGUUGGGUUUUGAAACAUUUUUAUUUUUUCUUUGAUUUUUUUCUUUAUAUAUCUAUAUUUUUUUUGUUUCUGUCGACUUUUGCUGUUGCUAUGCUUUGGUUUGCAUUUUGCAGUGUUGUUCGUUGCCUUCCAGUUUUGUGAUUUUGUGAGAUUUUGAUGUGUCGGUGCAUCUCACCGAUCAAACCCUUGAUUUUACUUUUCUCUGUGGGUCCUUUUUAAAAAACGUUUUAACCUGAUACUUUUCUUGCAGCCGAGCUCACAGGUUUGUUUUUGUGCUUUCUCUUUAUUUUUUUUCUCCUUAUACUUUUGCUGGUGGCAGUGUCAAGUAUUUUUGGAUGUGGUCGUUUUUUUUAUGACUAGAUGAUGCUGGGUGGACGAGGGGAGUUUUGAUUCUUGGGGGAGUUCAAUGCGUUUUUGUUUUUAUGUGUCCACGAGGAUGAACAGACAUUUUCCCUUUUGCAGGAGGGCAACUGGAGGAGAAUGACUGGUAAAACCCAGACGAGCAACGUGACCAACAAGAAUGACCCGCGCUCCCUCAACUCCAGAGUCUUUAUUGGCAACCUCAACACAGCCAUUGUCAAGAAGACCGACAUAGAGGUCAUCUUCGCCAAGUACGGCAAGAUAGUGGGUUGUUCCGUACACAAGGGUUACGCCUUUGUGCAGUACGUGAAUGAGAGGAACGCUCGGCAAGCUGUGGCAGGAGAAAAUACCCGUGUCAUCGCUGGGCAGCCUCUUGACAUAAACAUGGCAGGCGAGCCCAAGCCCUACAGGCCCAAGCCCGGCAACAAGCGGCCGCUCUCCGCCGUUUACAGUGGCUAUGAGUUUGACUACGAGUACUACAGGGAUGAUUUCUACAACAGGCUUUUCGACUACCAUGGCAGAGUGGCCCCCCCACCCAGAGCCGUGAUCCCCCUCAAACGCUCCAGGGUGAUCGCUCCAUCCUCCCGCCGCGGGAAGACCUCCUUCCCCAUCAAAACAUCCUCCUCCUCCUCCUCUUCAUCCUCCAGACCUCCCACAUCCUCCUCCUCCUCCGGGCUCAAACCAGUGAAGACGGACCAGCUUCAGACCAUCAAACGGGAGCUGACUCAGAUUAAGAUGAAGAUCGACUCUUUACUCGGACGUCUGGAGAAGAUUGAGAAGCAGCAGCGAGCCGAGUCUGAGUCUCAGAGAAAGUACGAGGACAACUGCGACUCCCUGCACGAGGAGUCGGUGUCGGAGACGGCGGAGAACUCCGGGGAGGAGGCCGGGGACGGGGAGCUGGACGUGGAGGCGGGAGAGAUGACCGAUGGAGGUGAGGACGACUACGACGAGGAGGGCAGCCACCAUCUGAUAGAAAACCACGUAUCGGAUAUUGACAACUGAGAUCAGGGUGAGGACGCAGACGCGAUAUUAGAAUUUCAUCAUCACCUUCUAAGAGACUGGGAAAGGAUCUCUGAAGGAAUCAAGACACCCAUUCUGGACUGUGAGUUGUGUGUUCAAGAGAAGCCGAGUCACAUUUAAGAUGCCACGACUGUGCGGCACAAACCGAGUGUGAUUUGCUCUCUGUAGAAAAUGUAUUCAAGAUCCAUUUUAAUGCGUCGGCCCGAGUUGACCCUCCUGGAUAUUCUGUGCAACUCCUAUUUCAUUGCAAGAGGCUGCAAAUAUGAUGCGAUAAUCAUGUUCCUGAAAAAAAAAAUAAAACAACUGAAGGAAAUAAAAGGGACUUUACUUAUUGACUUGUGUUGCAAGAAGGAGACGUUGACGUUGUUGCUUUUCUUAAAUGUGUUUGCGCUGUAAUUUUACUUUUUUUCAAGGAUUUUCUGUUAUAGCUCAAAAAUCGAAUGAAUAAAUAACAAAGAAGAACAACGUGCGGCAGCGGUGUGAUAUUCAGACAAAUGAAAGAAGCGUCGCUGCCGCCUGGUUUCGGAUUUUAACUCGCACAUGAGCCAAUAGUUGUGAGCAUGACUUUUCCUGCGUUAUCCAUUUAUCACACAAAUUUGCUCCAUCAUAUAUUCCAACUCCUGCCAGGUUUUCAAAAGCAGACAGGGCCUCCUGUGGUAGAACGCCAGCCCUGGCACAGGCCUCCUGCCACGGAGCAUCGCCCUGCUCAGCCUGCGCAACCCAACAUGGAUUUCUGCCAUUCACGAGCCAACGCCCUCCCUCCUCAUCCUCCUCAUCCUCCUCAUCCUCCUCAUCCCUCUGUAUCCGGUAUCGAUUCUGUCUUAUGUAGGUGAGGGAGCGAGGUAAGGUUUUAAAAAAUGGUGGAAGAUGUAAUGCUUUGACCUUGUUUACUGUAAAUAUGCGUUCAUGAUUCCAAUCGCUUCAAAAAGCUGAUUAAUUUGCGUUGAAAUGAGACGAUACAAAACACAAGAUGUCCGUGAAAGUCAAUAUUAUGGUUGAGUGCAAACCGUGAGCAGAUGUAGCUGAACUGGCCACUGGCACCGGAGGAUUUACUGUUUACCAACAUCAAUGGUACGAUUCCUGCCAGCUCAUAUUUGGCAGAAGCGUCCGCUGCCACGUGCAGCUGCUAACAUAUACAAAUUUCAGCGGCUUGAGCUUCAGCUGAGCAAUUACAAUUAACAUGAUUAUAAAUAAAUAGCUGCAAAUUGAAUUAUGUCACCGGUGAUUGGGCGCCAGCGUGUUUUACUGUUAAUUAUUCACUUCAUGUUUGCUCCAUUUCCCCCCCCCCCACACACACUAAGAUGUGGCCGUUAGCAGGUCGUCGGUUCGACAUAAACCAGGUGUCUCCUCUGCUGAUGAUGUUUUACUGUACGUGAGCCAACUUCAUGUUAACAACUUCAUUAAUGUGAAAGCUUUCCGGACGCUGUUAAACCUGUUGCACUUGAGGUCUGAAGGAUUUAAAAGAACUAAAGUUAUUCACUCAGAUGCAGUUUAAACCUUGUGUUCUGUUCUUUAUUGGACUUCAACAUUUGCAUUUUUAAUACACUUAAAUAACUUAAGAUUUCAUGUUUUAUUUGUUAUGUAUUUUCUGGGCAUUGAGACGAGCUUACACAUGUGAAUUCCCAAUUAAUAUUAUCGAUGCUGAUGUGAAUUAGAGGAUUAGUCGGAAAAGGCUAUAAAUGAUAAAACAAAUAUUGUAUAUUGCUCCAGGUCCAAACUUCCUUGUUCCCUUGUCACCUGUGUGGGGUGUAAACCUACAGUCACUCACGCCCAACUUUAGCUCCAUUAUUCUGCAAGUUAACAUUUAGCUAAUUCCACUCUGAACAAUGGCUAAGCUAGUGAAAUGCAAAGUGACACACUCCCCCAAUUAGAUGGAUUUCUAUUCAAAUAUAGUUUAAGAAACUCAGCUAAAGAAAAUGAAUAUUUGUGUACAUUUCUAUUCACCACUGUUAUGGGAAGAUAAACAGCUGGUGGCGCUAACAUUCCUCCCGUCCUAUUUCUUACUGGUUCUGUCCUGACCCACCACAUCCUCCCACCAAGUUGGUUCAUGGGAAUCUGUUUAGUAACCUCAUAGAUUCUAUGGAGCAAUAAGACACCUGAUGUAUACGAGCCGCACCCCCCUCCUCCUCCUGAGCGAGCUCCUAAAGGAAAGUGGAGUAAUUUCACGAUAGCAGAAAGAAAACAUUUCCCUCCCGACACCGAGUGCCCUCUAGUCAAGCAGAGAGUGGUGGAUUUACCUCCGCAGGUUUUUAAGCGUCUGCCCCUGAGACUUAUGACCACGACGCUGCAGCCAAGGUAAAAGAAAUCUCUCGUGUUGUGUUUGAAAACUGGCAUUUGACACAUUUAACGGCUUCUUUUCAAGACGGUUCAUCGGGACAAUCCGCACAUUUCCUCUGUGGACAUUUUUCACAGUAGUAUUUAACCUUGAGUCGUAGAAAAUGGCUCCCCUGAAAACUAUUAUGGUGGUUUUGUGGUAAUGCCUUUUUAAGAGCUUUUAACACCUGAAAGAAAACCUCAUUCACUCCAUUGUGUCUCCUAUUAUUUGCACAAAAGCUGCGAAAAUAAAAACCACAUCACCGGGUAAUGAAAAGAAAAUGUUUGAAAUCCUUAGAUUCUCCAGGAAAAGUCACGUCGCACAGUUUCAUGGACUCACCAGUCAACACACACGGCUGCGCUGCCCUAAAAAAUCCAUUCGAUAAAAUAAAAAUAACACCUCUUUCACAAUAAGUGUCUGGUGGAUGAUGAUUCAUAUUCAGCACUAUUUUUGUACCCGGAAACACGACGAAGGGGAAAUGGCUCUGCUUCAUGUUUAUGUUUAUUUGCUGGUAGUUAUUUAAUGAACCGUGCAGUGAUGUGUCAAACACUUUUGCAAAAAUAUGUAUUAAAAAAAAAAACAACCAUCAUCAUUGCUUUUAAUUGUUGUAAUUUCUCUGGGUCACAUUUUGUUCUCCGUGUAAAUAAUCCUUAUGUUGAUUCCAAACACCAAUAGACUAAAAAGAGAGGUUUUAAAAAUAAAGCUGAAAUGAUAUACUGACAGUUUGUUGGAAUUCUUGUGGGUUUGAAGCGAAUUCGUGGGACUUGACAUGUAACUGACAACUGUUGUAUAGAAAAUGUACAUUUUUUUGUAAAGAUAUUUUUAUCAAGAGGCAUGUUUACCGUAACUUUGUAUUUUCAGUUCAUGUAUAAAAAAAGAUAAAAUAUACGGUAUAUUCCCAAACUGUUGUGAGGCUAGAAAAGUCAUCGUCGUAGAAACUAUUUGUGUUCUUAUGAGUCACUGAAAUGUUUGUGUCAUAUGUUUCAACACUUUAUUUUACAAAUAAACAUGAACUGAAGGACGAAGGAA
Molecule: messenger RNA, 5155 nt
Organism: Hippoglossus stenolepis (Pacific halibut)
Lineage: Eukaryota; Metazoa; Chordata; Actinopteri; Pleuronectiformes; Pleuronectidae
Gene: ralylb
Product: RNA-binding Raly-like protein
Exons: 9
Coding region: 913-1794 (293 amino acids)
Cellular component (GO): nucleus
Molecular function (GO): RNA binding
Source: RefSeq, a predicted model, not a curated record